GGGACCCCACAUUCCUGCCUUCUUGAAGAGUGAUAGAUCAAUGAGGGCUUAGACCUGUUCUUUCUCCAGCGUACUGGGACAGGAAAGAACAAGUUUGUUAACAGAUCACUGCAGUAUAGUCUGACCAGGAGAGUUGUGUGUCUGAAGUGCUGAUGGAAUGCAGAGAAAGACCUGGCUAGAGAAGGUGGCGUGUGUUGCUGGGAACCAAAGUGAAGUGCCACAUUGGCAGCAGGUGCAGAAGGCACUCUCCAGGUCAAUGUGGGGCCAGGUCAGUUUAGGGCAAAUGUGCUCCUUUCCCAGUAGGUAGAGUGACCCUCAGCUGUGAGUGGGAAGUCAGAGGAGGUGACUUUGAGACUGAGAGGCAGAUUUUGAGUCUGAGUAAGGGAAUCUUGCCCCCUUUCUCAUCUUUUGAGCAGUGCUUUCCAUGGAUGUUUAUUCCUGAGAGCAGUGUGACGUUCAGGCAUUAGAAGUGUGGCAGCAUCUUUAGGCCUAUAAAGAAAUUCCAUCUGUUCAAGGAUUUAUGUUAGUUGUGGUCAGUUAUUAGUAAUAUACAUUCCUUGCUUGCAAGAUGGUUGAUCCACUAAAAGAGGUGGAAGAGUGGUUUAUUUAUUGCCUUGGUGUGUUUGCAGUCUAGUUGGCAGGACAGGCAGAUCUUUGUGUAGGAGACUCUGGGGCAGUGGGUGAGGAAGACCAUCAACAUGUGGAAGAGAUGCUUGGGUGGUCAGAACCAGGUCAAAGUGUUUCAGGGCAUGAGCCAAGAAGGGCUUCCUGGGUAAGCUGCUUGGGUAGGUAAUGACCAGGACACUCCAGUGUGUUUGGGGUGUGUCUGCCAUUUGGUCUGGUCACAUCUCUAAGACUGAUGUUGUGGAUGUGACUCACCACACCUCUGUAAGUGAGCAAGGGCAGCCCAGGGCUCUCAUUCCUAGGCUUCUCUGAUAACAAACAUUUGCUGGAUUACCCUAGCCAGUGGGGAAGAAAUCAAAGCUAGUCCAUGCAUCGUUCCCCCUCUGUGUGUGGGUGCCCAGUAUGUGUGCAUGUGGGCUCCUCUUCGACCGUGUCCAUGCUUGUAAUGGAGCAGCAGUGAGCUGUUCAUCUCUGGCAUGAGUCAGUAGUUUAUUUCUGCUCUGCCUCAUAGGAAUUGCAUUUAAAACAGCCAGUUCUUUCUGCUAAUUCUACAGAUUUGUUCACUGAGAAAAUAAGUUGUAGUAAAAAAAAAGCUUUGGGCUGAGAGUCAAACAACCUCCAGCCCCAUGAUUUUUGAUUUUUAUUAUGAAGGUUACUUACCUUCUCUGAACCUCAGUUUCUUCAUCUGUACAGUGGGAAGUUGGUAUAAAUGGUUUGCGUGGGUCACUGUCACUCUGCUCUGACACCUGUCUAUAAUUCUUUCAUAACCCUCUUUGCUUUUUCCCUUGGUAAAAGUUUAUAGGUAGUACUUUGGGGAAGAGUUCCCUUUCUGUCACUUGGGGAGGAGGGCUUUGUAGCCUGCUGGUACACCUUCCUGCGGAAUGCCUUGCCCUGCUCCAGCCAAGAUGUCUUGGCAGCCUUUCCUGUUUCUUUGUGUUUUCUAGCAUCCACAGAGGCAAAGACAAUGAUAUGAAGCAUCACUCUUGGACAGUGCUAUCUAAUAAGGUAGCUGCUAGCUUCAUGUAUCUACUUAAAUACAAUUAAUUAAAAUUAAAAAUGCAGUUCCCCCAGUGCCAUAGUGACAGUGCAGCAAUGUAACAUUUUUGUCAUCACAGACAGUUCUUAUAGACAAGCUCUGUGAGGGUCAGAGUAUUCUGUGGAAGCAUACGAUUUACUUUGCCUCCAAUGAACCUGGUGCAAGAAACCCUAGUCUCUCUUGCUGAACAGUGUUGCGCAUGUGGAAUGCUGUGGGUUACCUAGGGAGGAAAGGUCUUGUGGUGACCACCCUCAAUUGAUGACAAUGGCAUGGUGUGGAUGGGUGAGUGCUCCAGUCUUGCCAUGUGGGAGGGGCAUGCUUUACAGAGGCCAGUGGAAUUUGGCUCUUCUGUGUUUGGGCUCCUCUCUCAGAUGAAGAGGAGAUUGGGGUAUGUCUUCUGAAGUCUCUUUUAGUUUUGACAAUGUGUCAGACUACAUUGCCUGACAGUAUGUUUCAGUGCUUUAAAUGGGAUUCAUCUCUCUGGAUUCUCAAGUGCAGUUACUGGGUCUCUACCCAUAGAUCCAUCAAAACCCGCCAGAGGCAGAGGCUCAUGCCUGUAAUCCCAGCACUCUGGGAGGCCAAGGCAGGAGAAUUGCUUGAAGUCAGGAGUUUGAGACCAGCCUGAGCAAGAAUGACACUCUGCCUCUAGUAAACAUCGAAAAAUUAGCUGGGCGUUGUGGUGGUUACUACUUGGGAGGCCAAGGCAGGAGCAUUCUGCUCAAGCAUUCUAUGGUCUCAAGUUUGAGGUUCCUGUGAGCUAUGAUGACACCACUACACUCUAGGCAAGGGUUACAGAGUAAAACGGUCUCAAAAACAAAAACCACCAGGGACCUUUAAAAACAUCUUUUCCUGAGCCUCACCAGAUAUGUGGAUUCUAUAUCUGGGUGAAGUGAGAAAGGAUUCUAAUGUACAGCCAAAGCUGAGUCCACCAGGCCAGGCAAGCUCCCAGCAGUGGCUGUCCUGAAAGUGAGGCACUCUCUGCUGUGGCAUGCCCACUAUCUGGCAGAACCCUUAUGGAAAUUGAAAGGAGGCCAGCUGGCACCUACUUGGAGUGUGCUGUCCCCUUAGAGGACAGCUGUGUAUCCGUGUCAUGACCUAGGUGAAGUUCUCCAGAUCCUCCAGGCUGAUCCUCAGCUUUCUCCCCUCCCUUCCCCCAUUUCUAAAAAAAUUAAUUAGGCGGCGCGUAGCUCAGUGGAUAGGGCACCGCCCAUAUACACUGAGGCUGGCAGAUUUGAACCCAGCCUGGGCCAGCUAAAAUCGACAAUAACAACUGCAACAAAAAAAUACCUGGGUAUUGUGGCAGGCACCUGUAGUUCCAGAUACUUGGGAGGCUGAGGCAAGAGAAUAGCUUCAGCCCAAGAGUUUGAGGUGCUGUGAGUUGUGACACCGUGGCACUCUACCAAUGGCAACAUAGUGAGACUCUCAGAAAAAGAAAAACAAAAGGACAAACAAAAACCAAACUAUUGACGGUGCCUGUAGCUCAGUGGGUAGGGCACCGGCCACAUACAUACACCAAGGCUGGUGGGUUCGAACCUGGCCUGGGCCAGCUAAAUAAUAAUGAUGACAACUGCAACCAAAAAAAAUAGCUGGGUGUUGUGGUAGGCGCCUGUAGUCCCAGCUACUUGGGAGGCUGAGGCAAGAGAAUCGCUUAAGCCCCCAUGAGUUUGAGGUUGCUGAGACACUACAUCACUCUACCAAGCAUGACAGGGAGACUCUGUCUCAAAAAAAAAAUUGUUUGGAGACAUUCUUUCUCUAUCACUCAGACUAGAGUGCAGUAGCACAAACAUCACUCACUACAGCAGCUAACACUACAGCCAUUGCCACCACUCUGGGUUAAUUUGAUUUUAUGCAGACAGGAUCUCACUGUGUUGCCCAGGCUGGUCUUAAACUCCUGGGUUCAAGUGGUGCUCCCAUCUUACCCUCCCACAGUGCUGGGAUUACAGGCAUUAGGCCCCUCCCCGCCCUCUGCAGGCUUGUCCUCAGUAUUCUGAGAGGGACUCCUGGUGGAGAGGAGGAGGAACAAGGACAAGGAGGGUGGGGCUUGCUGGGCCUCACCUGCUCCUGCUCCAUGACUUUCUGGACUUUCUCUGUGAAGGGCGUUUUCUUUUCUUGGUGUGUGGAUACAGUCACCUACUUCUCUCCAGACUCUUCAGGGUGUCUCUCUCUGAAAGUGGGGGGUUUAGCUUCCCUUAAGACUGUCAUCAUCCUGGCCCCACAUACUAACUAUCAGAGUCUUUGGAUAGUCUGUGUGAAGCAGGGUGGGAGCAUCAGUAGCCUGAGUGCCUGUUUAUGUCUCUGACUUGGUGUCCUGACAUCUUGGGAAUGUGCCUGGUAUGCUUGGGGAAGGUCACCCUCCCUGCUGGCUGCUGGUUCACUGAUGGAUGAUAUGUGCUGACUCAGGCUUUGUCCUGCCCAAACUCUACUUCAGGAAGAGCUGGAGCACCUGAACCAAGCCAGCGAGGAGAUCAACCAGGUGGAGUUGCAGCUGGACGAGGCCAGGACCACCUAUCGGAGGAUCCUGCAGGAGUCGGCAAGGAAGCUCAACACUCAGGGCUCCCACCUGGGGAGCUGCAUUGAGAAAGCCCGUCCCUAUUAUGAGGCUCGGCGCCUAGCCAAGGAGGCUCAGCAGGAGACACAGAAGGCAGCGCUGCGGUAUGAGCGGGCCGUGAGCAUGCACAAUGCUGCCCGGGAGAUGGUGUUUGUGGCUGAGCAGGGUGUCAUGGCUGACAAGAACCGACUGGACCCCACAUGGCAGGAGAUGCUCAAUCAUGCCACCUGCAAGGUGAAUGAGGCAGAGGAAGAGCGGCUUCGAGGAGAGCGGGAACAUCAGCGGGUAACACGGCUGUGCCAGCAAGCCGAGGCCCGUGUCCAAGCCCUACAGAAGACCCUUCGGCGUGCCAUUGGCAAGAGCCGCCCCUACUUUGAGCUGAAGGCCCAGUUCAGCCAGAUCUUGGAGGAGCACAAGGCCAAGGUGACAGAACUGGAGCAGCAGGUAGCCCAGGCUAAGACCCGCUACUCAGUGGCUCUACGCAACCUAGAGCAGAUCAGCGAGCAGAUCCAUGCCCGGCGCCGUGGCCUGCCUCCCCACCCCCCGGGCCCGCGGCGCUCUUCCCCCGUGGGGGCUGAAGCAGGACCCGAUGACAUAGAGGACGGGGACAGCGGUAUCGAAGGGGCCGAGGGCGGGGGCCUGGAAGAGGGAGGCAGCCUGGGACCCAGCCUUGCCCCUGAUGCGGACACACUGAGCCUGCUGAGCCUGCGCACUGUGGCCUCUGACCUGCAGAAAUGCGACUCCGUGGAGCACCUGCGGGGCCUGUCGGACCACGCCAGUCUGGAUGGCCGGGAGCUAGGGCCCCCAAACAGUGGGCGCCGUGGCAGCGAUGGCGUGGUCCGUGGGGGCCGCCACCAGCGGAGCAUCAGCCUGUAGCCUGGCGGCCAUGGCCGCUGUAUUGACCGACUCUUCAGCAUGGGCCAGCUGAGGCCCCAGCUUCUCACUCCCCUCUCUGGGGUCCUGUCUUCCCUGAGGUUUCUUCUCUAAUGCUUCCCUGGGAGAAUCUAGCUGUGUUGGGGCCCAGGGCUGGCCUCCCCUGUCCUGCACAAGGCAGCUCUCUCCACCUGCUCCUCUUGCUCUUGGCGCUCCUCUCUCUGCAGCCUCAUGGUCUGCAGGGUGUGGACCCUUUGCUUUCCUCUUCAUCUGAGCCCACCUCCAUUUGUCUGGCUUUUCCCCUCAGGGAACUUGAUGUAGCAGGCAUAGGGACGCCCCCAAGAGAACAUGGGUGCUGGCCUGAGUGCCCUGCCCACGUGGAUGCACAGGUAACCUCCUGCUGGCUCCUCCCCUGCCUGGCCUCAACCCUGUUUCAGUUGACCAGCAGGCACUGUGAGCACCUGUGUGCCUCUGGAAGACACUGCCUUCCUCCCACAGUAGCUGUGCCCCAGGCUACUCUGCUGUGUGUGUCCAAAAGCAGAAUUUGAAGAAUGUGGCUGUCAGAGAGAGAAGCCUUGCUACGCAUCAACAUAAGAAAGAUCACCAACUCCAGACUGGCUCCUGUGGGCUAGGCAUUUCCCCAGCUGGGCUGGGUCCCUGACAUUGCCUGGGUGCUACCAGGUCCCUAGCAGGGUCCUUAUUGGGAGUGAAGAUGUGAAGAGGUCCUGGAGGCCUAGGCCCUGUCACUUCCACCUCAUACCCUUGUUUCUGUUUACUUUUUCUGGGUGGAGGGUACUGAGGCGAAUCUCAGCACCUCUUGCAGGGUGGGGUUAGGGAAUUUGGUGCUCUAUUGCUCUCCCUGCUCUUCCUAUACCACACAAGGCCUACUCCAGAGGACACCCUGAGGAGUGUCAAGCCUGGCUGUCUCUGGUGCAAGAAGAGAUUGGCUUGUUUGAGGGGUCCUACUCCCAACAGGGAGCCACCGCUCAGCAUGGCAGUGCCCCCAGGCUGUAUGUAGGGGGACCACAUCAGGUCUGGGUGCCUUGGAAGGGUGGGUUCCCUGGGAGAGCAGAGAGGUCAGAGGAGAUCACUGCUGCACUCACAGGUUCUGCUGGCACAGGGGGUGGUCACAAUGAGAGCCUCAGAGUUUGAGGUGGCCACAGAGAACAGAUGGGAGGGAGGGAGACAUGGGCGUGUGUGUGCAUGUGCUGGUGUGUGUGGGGAAAGGGCUUGCCCUGGUUUUAUUUAAAUAAAAUAGUUUAUGUAACAGCAACAGUCACUGUCCCUGUUGGGGGAGAGAAGAGAAGGGUGUGAGGAUGAGGCAGCAGCCAGAGUAGGGGAGAGCAGGGUGAGCUGUGGUGGCCAAAGGAGGGAGGUAGAGGGCCAGUCAAGCAAGGCAGAUGCUAUGAGGCCAUGAUUGGUGCUUACCAUAGGGCAGAUUAGACCUGGCCAUAAUGUGAGAGACAGGCAUCCCAGUGGGCUUGAUACAGGGCCUGCAAGGUGGCAUGGGUGUGGUUGGAGCUGAGGGUGUCCACUGAUACUUAAAUUUCAGGUAGACAACGACUUUUGUCCCCUGCAAUUAUGUGUUGUGUUUCUGAUUAAAAUGUAGGUAAGAAGCAACUGCAAAGUCAGGGUUUAAGUGUUUGGGAGAUGAGAGGGAGAUGUGAGUACAUUUGGACUCAUAGGUGGGAUGUGGAGGAGGGAUGUGAAAUCAGGAACCUCAGAAAUGAGCAAAAGAUUGUCUUGAGCUGCACUUGGGGUGUGCUGGUAUUCAGAGCUGGGUUAAGAGGGAUCAACCAGGGGAAGAGAUGCCACCAGGGUAGAGGGCUGGAAAUGUGAGAUGCCAAGAAGGGGCAAGGUAAAGGUCAAGAAUUGGAGGGAUACGAGUGAGCAGUGACCUUGGUAGCCUGGCACAUGAGAGAGGCCAUCUGGUGUGUGCAGUGUGUGACCUCAACACUCAGUAUGUGCCUUUCCAUAGGUGCUGUCCAGGUCCCUGAGACUGCCCUCCCUAACCUAGUAGACAGGUGCCCAGAUAGUUCCUUUAUUACCAGAAAAGCUGCUCUGAGAAUGUAUGGCUUAUGUUUUGGGGCUUUAACAACAUUUAAGAAAAUUGGAUAUAUUUAAGGUGUACAAAAUGAUGUUUCGAUACACAUAUUGAAAUAGUACUAUAGUCAAGAAAUCAGCAUAUCCCAUCAUUUUGAUACCUCCCCCCUUUUUUGUGGUAAGAGCACUCAAAAUCUAUUCUUAGUAAAUUUCCAGGAUAUAGUAGUAUAAUUACUAUAACAUAGUAUCUGGCUCAGCGCCUGUAGCUCAGUGGUUAAGGUGCCAGCCACAUGCACCAGGGCUGGUGGGUUUGAACCCAACUUGGGCCUGUUAAGCAACAAUAACAACUACAACAAAAAUAUAGCCAGGCAUUGUGGUGGGCUCCUGUAGUUCCAGCUGCUUGGGAGGCUGAGGCAAGAGAAUUGCUUAAGCCCAAGAGUUUUGAGGUUGCCGUGAGCUGUGAUGCUACGGCACUGCACCGAGGGCAACAUAGACUAUCUCAAAAAAACCAAAAAACCAAUGUGGUGGGUGGCUUGAUGAGAUGGUACCAUGGUGUUGACCUUCCCCACCCAGUUCGAGGCAGGCAGGACCUGUGAGGCUCCCAGUGUGGAGAAGCUCCAGAAAGGAAGGGCUGGACUGUGUAUACAAUUUUUCACAAAGCCUGGCCAGAGAAGAUGGGGUAGAAGAGGGUAAGAGCUGAUGGUACUUCAAGUAGAGAACUGAUGCCACAGCAGACCGACCCUGUACUCACCCUGUGCACCUCUCUCACUGGGGACACACAUCCACUAAGUCUUCACAUUAUAGGACAGACAAUACUGUGAUUCUCUGUCCACUGAUGAGAAAAUGAAGCACAGUGAGGGUACCUGCUGUCUGCAGCUUCUCACAGAAGGUAGUGGAGGGAGGUACUUCCAGUCUGGAAUCUAAACUCUUGGAACAGAGGUAGGAAGGUGGAGGAGUGGAUGUAUUCAUCUAGGAAGUUUUGCUGGGAAAGAAAACUGACAUAUGAGAAUUUCAGCUUCUUUGUCCAUCAAAAAGAAUCUCAAGGUUUUUUGGGGAGUUGGGGGGUGGGUCAGAGUCUCACUAUGUUGCCCUUGGUAGAGUGCUGUGGCAAAGAGUUUAAGCCCUCAAACUCUUAGGUUUAAGUGAUUCUCCUCAGCCUCCCAAGCAGCUUGGGACCAUAGGUGCCCACCACCACGCCUGGCUAUUCUUUGCUGCAGUUGUUUAGCUGGCCCUGGCCGCGAUGGAACCCACCACCCUCAGGGUAUGUGGCCGGCGCUGUACCCAUCGUGUUACAGGCGCUGAGGCCUCAAGGUUUUUUUAAAUUUGAGGUGAGCAAGAGAUGGUCAAGGUGGGAGGCAUGUGGAGCCUCCUCAUUCCUGUACCAUGAUAUGUCACAUGCCAUAUUGGUUAUGAGUUCUGAUCUGCACUUCCCAGGUGAGGGUCUGGGGCCUCAGUGUCUGUGCACCCAGCUCAGUAAAGUGCUUUUGCUUUUUGCCGCUACACUGGAGAGCUCUACAGGUGCAGCCAUUAGGAGGUCAGGAUUUGGUGAUACACCGUCCAGGGUCACAUCUCCACAUCUCUUGGAGGGGGUGGUGCUUGGAUUUCUCUCCACUACAAUUUUAUCUCCUAUAAAAUGGGAUGGUAUAGGUGUGUGUGCAUGAUGCUGUACUAGUGGCUCCUUGUCACAGUGAUUUUUUAUUUAAUUUCAGAUUAAUAAGAGGCUACAAAUGACUAGGUUACACAGUUCAUGGUAGCGUUCCAAUCAUAGUUGAGUCCUUCACCCAGAAGGUGUGCUACCCCCACCCUUAUGCCCCUACGUGGGCGCUUACUGAACCCCCUGCCCUGUGCUCUCCCCCCCACUUGAAUUUAACUGUGAGUCAGUGACUUUUUGUUGUUGUUUUGCAGUUUUUGGCCGGGGCUAGGUUUGAACCCACCACCUCCGGCAUAUGGGGCCGGCGCCCUACUCCUUUGAG
This is a messenger RNA of Nycticebus coucang (slow loris), 9097 nucleotides long. It is a transcript of the gene SH3BP5L, whose product is annotated as SH3 binding domain protein 5 like. Gene Ontology annotation, biological process: intracellular signal transduction; negative regulation of protein tyrosine kinase activity. Lineage: Eukaryota; Metazoa; Chordata; Mammalia; Primates; Lorisidae. Gene Ontology annotation, molecular function: protein kinase inhibitor activity. Bases 4332 to 5084 code for a protein of 250 amino acids. Gene Ontology annotation, cellular component: cytoplasm. The transcript has 6 exons. The record is from RefSeq and is a predicted model, not a curated record.